This is a messenger RNA of Podarcis lilfordi (Lilford's wall lizard), 5070 nucleotides long. The record is from the annotation of a GenBank genome assembly. NCBI's taxonomy places the organism in Eukaryota, Metazoa, Chordata, Lepidosauria, Squamata, Lacertidae.
GUUGGAGAGAAAUAUUCCAAGGGAACCCGGAAGAUGUGCAGUGCGCACACAUAUCACUUUAUUAUGUCUAUGUUCAACAAGAAGAGGAAGUGGGCGGAGCUCAGGGACCGGAAAAGGAACUUCCGCUGCCCUUUCCCCACGUUGUUGAUUCUGCUGCUGGUUUCCCCAGGACUUUUGCAGAGCCUGAUUUUUGCUGUUUGUGAAGCCGCUACAGGUCAGUUGGUGGUUGGGGUGUUUCUUUGGGGGGCAAAUAUUUAUUUCCUCUGGCUUUCCUGUCUCCUUUGGUUCUAAUUGUUAGAUCCAGCCCCACUUUUUUUAAAAAAAUAAUUUUUAUUGAGUUUUCCACUUAAAUCAUAUUCACAUUUUGUUACAUAAUUCUAUGACUUAAUAUAUUACUCUGUAAGAGCACCGACCUCCUUCCCUCCCUCUUUCUGACUUCCACAUAACUUUCCAUAUUCUUCGUAUUUCUUUAAGCACUUAUUUACCCUUUGUCAAAUUAUAAUACUUCACCUUAUUGUCGGUAAAUCGGUUCCUUAUAUUUACAUUACAAAGCAUUUCAAUUCAAGCCUACAAACGUUUUCAAAUGUUUACAAUUUUCUUUCAUGUAAAAUAUAAAUUUGUUCCAGCCCGUUUGAAACAGUUCGUCACGCUGAUUCCGAGAUCCAGCCCCGACUUUUGCAUUGAAGAAAUGCAUGUAGUUUCGUUGGAAGGCAGUCAGCCUGUGGAACUCGCUGCCACAAGGCAUAGUGACAAUUGUGAAGUCGGAUGGCUUUGAAAGGGGAUUGGGCAAAUACGUGGAGGAGGGGGCUGUCGAUGGUUGCAAGGCACGAGGGCUAUAUAUUAGUUACAGGGAAUCGCACGUGGGGAUAAUGUUGACCUACCCCGUUUCUGCUUGUAUACAUCCCACGGGCCUUUGUCCAGCCAAUGUAAGACUAGGAAGCUGGACUCGAGGCACCUUUGCUUGAUCCAGCUGGGCUCUUCUUCCUUGAUCACUUACCAAAGAGCUGUCUGUACUUUUCAAUGAAAUCAAGAUACUUCGCUGAGGCUGGUUAAUAAUAAUAAUAAUUUGUACCCCGCCCAUCUGGCUGGGUUUCCCCAGCCACUCUGGGCGGCUUCCAACAGAGAUUAAAAAUACAUUAAAACAUCAGUCAUGAAAAACUUCCCUAAACAGGACCGCCUUCAGAUGUCUUCUAAAGUCAGAUAGUUGUUUAUCUCUUUGACAUCUGGUGGGAGGGCGUUCCACAGGGCGGGCGCCACUACCGAGAAGGCCCUCUGCCUGGUUCCCUGUAACUUCGCUUCUCACAGUGAGGGAACCACCAGAAGACCCUCAGAGCUGGACCCCAGUGUCCAGGCUGAAUGAUGGGGGUGGAGACGCUUCUUCAGGUAUAAUGGUUAUAAUAUUCGUAGUGGUAAUAGCCCAUGAAAACUUUUUAUGCUCUUCCUUUGUGCGUCAGGUAUAGAGAUAGGGAUAUAUAGCAAGAGCUAAAGAGACACAGUAAACAGUUUAAAAAAUACAUAUUUUUGUUGCAUCAUAUGGUAUUAUUAUAAAAGCCAGGUUUAUGCCAGGGCGGGGUGUAUGACCUCAGUUAAUACUGUCAAUACUUUCUGUGCAGUCGAUUUCCAGCAGAUGUUUGUGUCCCCUUACCUAAUCCUUCUAAGUAGAGAUGGCAGCGAUUGCAGCUGGGGUGUUUUCCAUGGGCCCAGCCAUUACACUCCCAUAAACUGACAUAAUAAUAAUGAUAAUAAUAAUUUUAUUAUUCUUACCCCGCCCAUGUGGGUUGCCUCAGCCACUCUGGGCGGCUGCCAACACUCAUAAAAACAUAAUAAAACAUUCAACAUUUAAAAACAUCCCUGAAAAGGGCUGCCUUCAGAUGUCUUCUGAAUGUUGUAUAGUUACUUAUCUCCUUGUCAUCUGAUGGAAGGGUGUUCCACAAUGUGAAUACCUUGGCAGAAAGUAUGCCGUAUAUCCAUUUAACUAUUCUAUCCUGCCAAUUAGCUACAUAGGAUUAUCUUCUCGUCCAUUUCCCCCUGUUGCUAGUGGUGUUGUCAAAUAUUUGGCAGGGCACAAUGUAUGGUUUUGCGAGGUCUGCAUUUUCCUUCUUAGGUCACAAGUUGUCUGGACCACAUAUUCUGCAAAGUCACUGGCUGAACUGCUUACUCGGGGGUGUCGUCUUCUAUUUGUCCCCGUGUCAGUUUCAGUUUAUUGGUUAAUUUUUCUAGUAGGGCUGUUUCCCAUACUAUUUGGUACCAUUGGUCCAUGCUUACUCCUGACAAGUCAGAGAGAAGCUUAGCUAAACACGUUAUAAUCAAUUAUAAACCAGUUAGGUUCCGGGCCCAAUUCAAAGUGCUGGUUUAGACCUACAAAACCUUACGCGGCUCAGGACCACAAUACCUCUUUUCAAAUGUAUCUCCCCAAACCCUGGGAUCAUCUUCUGAGGCCCUUCUUCGUGUACCUCCUCCACGAGAGGUCCGGAGGUUAACAACACGAGAACGGGCCAUUUCUUCACUGGCUGCCCUUUUAAAAUGGGAUCGGAUGGUAGUUAUUGGGUUUUGCUUUUAUUUUUAUUAUGUGUCUUGUGUUUUUAUAUUGUGAUUACAGGUUGUAACCCCCGCCCUCCCCCCCGAGACCUGUGGGUAAAGGGCAAUAUACAAUUUAAUAAAUAAUCAGCAUCACGAAUAUCCUUAAACGCUUAGGAAGCAUCGCAAGUUUUCUACACACAAUGCAGAUACUAAAAAUGUAAGAUAGUUCUGAAGAGGUGUGGUUCAGUGGUAGAGAAUCUGUCUUGCAUGCAGAGCAUCCUAGGUUCAAUCUCUGACAGCAGCAGACUCCUGCUUGGAUAGCGACUCCCGGUACAGGCAGUCAUACCAUUGGUCCAUUUAUCAGAGUACUAAGCAUAAGGCAAUGCAAUCCUAUAAGCAAAAAGAGACCACGGAGAAGGCAAGAAGGGAGAAGAGAAGAAGCUGGCUGAAUGCAGGGUUAAUGUCAGCGGAUAUACCCCAAGACUGCAGUCUUCGUUUCAGUUAAUAAUAAUAAUAAUUUUUAUUUAUACCCCGCCCUCCCCAGCCAAGGCCGGGCUCAGGGCGGCUAACAAGCAAUAAUAAAAACAAGUUGAAUGAAUACAACUUAAAAACAAGAUUAAAAUACAACAUUAAAAUAUUGAAACGUUAAAAUAUUAAAAUGCAGCCUCAUCACAGGAGGAGAAAGGAAAAAGAAAGAGGGUGAGGGAAUCAAAUUGGCUCCAAGCCAAAGGCCAGGUGGAACAACUCUGUCUUACAGGCCCUGCGGAAAGAAAUCAGAUCCUGCAGGGCCCUGGUCUCAUGAGGCAGAGCAUUCCACCAGGCCGGAGCCAGUGUUGAAAAGGCCCUGGCUCUGGUUGAGGCUAAUCUGACUUCCUUAGGGCCCGGGACCUCUAGGGUGUUGUUAUAUAUGGACCUUAAGGUCCUCCGUGGGGCAUACCAGGAGAGGCGCUCCCAUAGGUACGAGGGUCCUAGGCCGUGAAGGGCUUUAAAGGUCAAAACCAGCACCUUGAAUCUGACCCUGUACUCCACCGGGAGCCAAUGCAGCUGGUAAAGCACUGGGUGAAUAUGCUCCCAUGGCAGAGACCCCGUGAGGAGCCUCGCUGCAGCAUUCUGCACCCGCUGGAGUUUCUGGGACAGCUUCAAGGGCAGCCCCGCGUAGAGCGAAUUACAGUAGUCAAGAUAUACGAGAGAGAGAGACAUUGCACACACUUUUGUAAAUCAAGAAAAUCUUUAAUUAAAAAUAAAAUGAAGCUAAGCUUCUCUCUCUGGCCAUUUGCGUCUAGGAGGGAAGAUGGUGCGCAAGUUGAAGUUCCACGAGCAGAAGCUCCUCAAGAAGCUGGACCUGGUGAACUGGGAGGCUGCCUCCGGGAACCUUGCCGAGCUGCGAGUGCUCCGCCGCUUCCGCUUGCAGCGCAGAGAGGACUACACCCGCUACAACCAGCUGAGCCGCGCGGUUCGGGAGCUGGCCCGCCGCAUCCGGGACCUUGGUGAAGCGCCGGAGUCGGCGGCUUUCCGGGCCCGGAGCACUGCCGCUCUCCUAGAGAAGCUGUAUGCCAUGGGGUUGGUGGCCUCCAAAAGCUCCCUGGAGCUGUGCGACCGCGUCUCGGCCUCCUCCUUCUGCCGCCGCCGCCUGCCUUGCCUGCUCCUGAAGCUCCGUAUGGCCCAGAACUUGAAAUCGGCCGUCACCUUUGUGGAGCAGGGGCAUGUGAGGGUUGGGCCCGAGGUCGUGACGGACCCAGCCUUCUUGGUGACUCGGGCGAUGGAGGACUUCAUCACCUGGACCGACUCCUCUCGCAUCCGCCAGCAUGUUCUCAACUACAAUCAGGAACGGGAUGAUUUUGAUUUGGCUUGCUAAUUAUCAUUUUUUAAAAAGUGGGGGCACCUUUUCCCAAUUUGUUAACCUGACUUAUUUAUUAAAUUUGUACACUGCCCUUCAUCCGAAGAUCACAGGGCGGUUCACAACAUAAUAAUGCCAAAUUUAUACAGAAUAAAACAAAAACAUCUAUCUCUUGUGCGAUCCUUGUGGACCACAGGGGUAGGUAGGCCUGGGAUGCUUAGCCCAGAUAAUCUCCAAGGGCCCCAAUAUUUUCCCCACUUGGCAGUUAAUGUCCUGAUUAAUGUGGAUAGUCUUGAUAUUUUGGAGGGUAACUGUUUACCGCUUCUUGCAAUAGUGACUCUGCUGUCUGGUUUCUGUGUGUAGAUCCUAACGAUGCCUGUAUCUUAUAUUCAUUUUUUAAAAAAAUACCAUUUUUGUCCAACAUUAAUCUAAGUAAGAUAAAAACAUGACAUAAACAAAAAAAAGAAAGAAAGAGAGGUAAGAAAAAAGAGAUGGAAAAGAGUUUCAAGAGGAAAUAGAAAACAUAGUGUUCAGAGAUUAAAGAACUUUCAAUUCUUCAUCUGUCUGCUAUAUAUAAACAAUGUGGCUGGGGAAGCCCAGCCAGAUGGGCGGGGUAUAAAUAAUAAAUUAUUCUUAUUAAUCACUUCAUACAUGCCAAUGUAACACCUAACAAAACCACUUUCUAUAAACAAACAUUAUCUUCCAUCCCCAAA